CUUGCAUUAGAUUUUGUUUAUAAGUAUUUCUAUUGUGCAAUCUUGAUAUUUCACAUUUUUAUGUUUGUUUUUUUGUCUAUCCCGCCGCUGGCCAACCCUUGGACAGUCCGAAGCAGGCAGGAGCAUGUCUAGCACUCUCUUAUAACAAUGUCUUUUGCAUUAACCCUGUGAUGCAUUAAUUAUUAACUUCAUGAAUUUAUAGCACAGGUAGAAUUUGCAAUACAUAGGUUUCUUUCUGUUUAAUUAUUGACUGAAGACCAACAGGAGCUACAGACAUGCCGGAAUUCUUGUAGAUCAAAUAAGCAGAAAUGGAAUGGGCCUUUAGUGUUAUGGUACUUGGAAAAAUAUAGUAACUUGGCUAAGUAGAUCCAUAGUUUUGAAGAGCAUUUACUGAUUUUGAAUCUUUCUAAAUACAUGUUCUAAUGUUAAUUUGUCUUUUGCUCAUACACUUGUCCUUUAGCUUCCCCUCUGGUGGGAGUCUUGUCAGGAGGAGUAUGUCCUUCUUUCUCCAGAACAUACUAAUCACAACAUGAAAUGGCUUCCUUAACAUGAAAAAAAUUUUCCUUUUUCCUUUCCUUUUCCUGAGCUUUCCCUCAUACACUCCCACUCUACUUGCACAUCUGGUGGGGAUCUAGAUCUGGAGCGACGGUGGAGUUGCUGUAGUUCCUCUUUAUCCUGCUAUGCGACUGUAUCUCGCUGGAUUGGACAGCAGACUGCACUUUGUUUGCCUCAGUCACUGCUAACCUCCCUCCGUCAGAGAAGGCCCUACUGAUCAGUGGUGCAGCUGAGGUGCUUGAGGUGGCUUGACAACCAGGCAUCGCCACAGACAUGGCCAGCACCUGGAGGUCUCUUCUGCAGUGUCUGAAUGUGCUCCUCCUGGCCUGGGCUCUGGUACACUGCCAGACCCAUCCGGAGGUCCAGACGGAAGAGGAAGGAGAACCAAUGGAGGUGACAGAGACAGAGGCCGUUGAAGUCCGGGAGGUGGUGAAGACUGGGUUGGUUGUAUGUCCUGGCCAGUGUACUUGUACAGAUGAGGGGGCGGUGGACUGUGCCGGCGUUGACCUCAUGGACUUUCCAAGUCCGCUCUCCGAGAGCACGCGCAUUCUCUCACUGCAGAACAACCAGAUUGGAUUUGUGACCGUUGACGACCUGGCUCGUCUGCAGCAGCUGGUGACACUAAACCUGCAGAACAACCGUCUUACCACACAAGGCCUUGAAGAUGAAGGGUUCACAGUGAUGGAACAGCUUAAAUACUUGUACUUGGCUAAUAACAAGCUCACCACAGCACCCAAACACCUGCCUCCAUCACUGGUCAGCGCUGAUUUUGCUGCUAAUUCACUCACAAAGAUCUACCCUUACACGUUUGGUCAGAAGCCCGAGCUGAAGUCAGUGUAUCUCCACAACAACAAGCUGACAGACGCAGGACUACCUGGGAACAUGUUUAAUGGUUCUGACAGCCUGGAAGUCCUCGUCAUGUCCAGUAACUUCCUCCGCUACGUCCCUAAGGGCCUGCCCUCGGCUCUGUAUCGUCUCCAUCUGAAGAAUAACAAGCUGGAAAAGAUCCCUGCAGGGGCGUUUGAUAACCUGAUAGAGCUUAGAGAGCUCUACCUACAGAACAACCUGCUCAGCAAUGAAGGCAUGGAUAACGAGACCUUUAGUCAGUUGACUAGUCUGGAGUUUCUGGACCUGUCUAACAACAACCUGACCGUGGUUCCUGAGGGUCUGCCCCGGGGUCUGAUAAUACUACACCUAGAAAAGAACAGCAUCCGUCGAAUACCUGCUGAUGCCCUCACAGCCUGCCGUAAUCUGGAGUACCUCCUUCUGCAGAACAACCAACUCCGUUCUCGCUCCAUAGAUCCCGCUGCCUUUCAGGGCCUGAAGAAUCUCCACACCCUCCACAUGUAUAAUAAUCAGCUGGAGCGCAUUCCCAGGGGUCUUCCCCGCCGGGCCAAGACCCUCAUGCUGCUUCACAAUGCCAUCAAUGAGAUCGGACGCAAUGACCUGGUUAUGAUGUACACCCUGACCGAGCUCAACCUCAGUUACAACCGCCUCAGCAGCCCCAAACUACACAGAGAAGCCUUCAGGAAGUUGCGUCUGCUGGAGAUCUUGGACCUGUCAGGGAACACCCUCCACUCCCUGCCCAUGGGCCUACCCCGCUCCCUGCAGGUCCUCCGGGUGAAGGACAGCCAGCUGACCACCAUACCAGAGGGGGCACUGAAGGGCAUGGCCAAGCUCCGGGAGAUUAUUCUCAGUCAUAACAAGCUAAAACUCAACUCUAUCUACCAAGGAGCCUGGAUGGAGCUUAGCGCUCUGACGACGUUGGACCUGUCCAGUAACCAGCUGUCUCAUAUUCCUUCUGACCUGCCUGAGUCUUUGGAGUACCUGUACCUGCAGUCCAACAGCAUCAGCUCGGUCCCCAUCUCUGCUUUCGAGGGCACUCCCAACAUUAAGGGCAUCUUCCUGCGGUUCAACCGUCUAUCCCCCUACUCUGUGAAGGAGAGCUCCUUCAAACACCUAACCAAACUGCAGGUGCUGGACAUUGGUCACUCGGGCAACUCCAACCCCUCUAGCCCUUCUGGACCCUCCUUCAGACGAGAGGAAGAGGAAGAGGAAGAGAUGGAGAAUAUGUGAGAGCAACUGGGAGAACGUUUUUCUUCAUAAGAUUAUCCUAUGGGCACAAGCUGAUUGAAUGAGUAGAUUCAAAUCCCAAGUCCUGUUAUUUUAAAUGCACAGAAAACACUUUUGCAAAAGAUUAGGCUCGAUACUGAAAUGUUAAUGGAAGUUAGAAUAAAAGGGGAAGUGAUGUUUUGUCCCAUAGUGGUGAAUUGUGGACGCAGAUAACGUGUAUCUGGUGCAGGAUGCCAGAUGAAAAUGUAUUUUACAUUGCCUUAUUUUUUGUAUUUUUGCUUGUACAUGCAAUGACAGAUAUGGUUGCAUUUCUGCGCUUGAGCCUUUUGCCCGCAACACAAAUGGCACCCUAUACUCUAGGGCUCUAGCCAAAAGUAGUGCACUGGUGAAUAGUAUGCCACUUGGGACACACCCUCACCACCACUUUAGUGAAACCAGAAAGGAUGAGACAGUCAGACCUGUUGUCAGUCAUAUGUUGAUCAUACUGCAUGGGUCCAAUCGCUGAAUUUUAGUUUGUGUUAACCAUGUCACUUUACUAUGAAGAUUGUCAAGAUUUGCAGUCUUUGUCAUCUGUGCUGAGCCUGUAUUCAUUUUGUAAGCAUCUUAGGCCAGGCUGAGUGGUGGUCUAUGAUUAGGUCCCUCCUCUUAUUCAUUAUGGUCUAUAAGACUGAACUAAUACUAGAUCUGGGACGCUUUGUGAAUACCUAGUUGUGAUUGUGUGUCGAUGCCUGGUAAGACAGUCUGGCUUCAUGCUGUAGUCUUAUAUCAUCAUUAUUAUGCUGCAAACAACAUCUAUGUCCAUGUCACAACAAUAUAAUGACAUCUUUCUCAGCCUACCAAAAGCUUCAGCCAUGCUGUUAAUCUUAUGCCUUGCUUUAAUCCAGUCUUGUUUUACAAAGAUGAAGAUUGCAAAUAUUUUUAUAUGCAAAAUUUUAAAACUCAUGCUAUUAAAUUAAUAUUGAA
This is a messenger RNA of Esox lucius (northern pike), 3591 nucleotides long. It is a transcript of the gene podn, whose product is annotated as podocan. Gene Ontology annotation, molecular function: protein binding. Lineage: Eukaryota; Metazoa; Chordata; Actinopteri; Esociformes; Esocidae. The coding region runs from base 829 to 2631 and encodes 600 amino acids. The transcript has 14 exons. The record is from RefSeq and is a predicted model, not a curated record.